AUGCAGCAGACUCUCGCUGCCAUUGCUGCAAUCGCAGCCGUCGCUGUCGCUUCUCCUGUCGAGCCUAGAGCCAGCGUCGGUAAUGUCAAGUUCUCUGUUCCCCAGGUUGCCACUGGAAACACCAAGGUCGCUGCUCCUGCUAUUGCCCUCGCAAAGGCCAUCCACAAGACUGGUGGUACUCCUCCUAGCGUUGUUCAACAGGCCGCCGCUGCUGCCCAACAGAGUGGCACCGUCACUGCCAACUCGUACAACGGCGACUCUGAGUACCUCUGCCCCGUCUCGGUUGGCGGUACUACCUUGAACCUCGACUUCGACACUGGAUCUGCCGAUCUCUGGGUCUUCUCCACUCUGCAAUCCACUUCGCAGAGAUCCGGCCACGCUGUUUACAACACUGCUCACGGCCGCAGACUCAGCGGCGAGACUUGGGACAUCAGCUAUGGCGAUGGCUCUGGUGCUUCCGGUGUUGUCUACGCCGACAAGGUCGUUGUUGGUGCUGUCACCGCCACUUCUCAGGCUGUCGAGGCUGCUACCUCCAUCUCUGCUCAGUUCCAGCAGGACACUAACAACGACGGUCUUCUUGGACUUGCCUUCUCGUCCAUCAACACUGUCAGCCCUGACCAGCAGACCACCUUCUUUGACACUGUCAAGAACACCCUUGCUCGCAAGCUCUUCACCGUCGACCUGAAGAAGGGUGGCCCUGGAUCUUACGACUUUGGCUACAUUGACACCUCCAAGUACACUGGAGCCAUCACCUACGUCCCUGUCAACACCAGAAACGGCUUCUGGCAGUUCACCACCACCGGCUACUCUGUCGGCAGCGGUUCCACCGUCUCCAGCUCCUACUCUGCCAUUGCUGACACUGGCACCACCCUCAUGCUCCUCCCCGACAACGUUGUCAACGCUUACUACGCCCAGAUCCCCAGCGCUCAGUACUCCGACGAGCAGGGUGGUUACAUCUUCUCUUGCUCUGCCUCUCUUCCCAGCUUCUCCGCCGUCAUUGGUGGCCAGAAGUUCGUCACUCCUGGUAGCUACAUCAACUACGCCAGCGUUGGUGGUGGUCAGUGCUACGGUGGUAUCCAGUCCAGCGCCGGUUCUGGUAUCUCCAUCUUCGGUGACAUUUUCCUCAAGGCUCACUUUGUCGUCUUCUCCAUGGAGAACUCGACUCCCCAGCUUGGUUUCGCUGCCCAGUAA
This is a messenger RNA of Aureobasidium melanogenum CBS 110374, 1191 nucleotides long. Its product is annotated as aspartyl protease. NCBI's taxonomy places the organism in Eukaryota, Fungi, Ascomycota, Dothideomycetes, Dothideales, Saccotheciaceae. Bases 1 to 1191 code for a protein of 396 amino acids. The transcript has a single exon. Gene Ontology annotation, molecular function: aspartic-type endopeptidase activity. Gene Ontology annotation, biological process: proteolysis. The record is from RefSeq and is a predicted model, not a curated record.